UGGACUAUAUUUUUCAAUCGCGGAUGGAUAUUGUCACAUGACGCCUUUCCACGUCGCAAUGUUUUCUUAGUAUAAAUAAAGUGUCCGCGCCUUUCGUGAAUCAUAUUGAACACAUAAGCAAGAAGAGUUUCUAAGAAGACGUGUACGUUACUUCGAGGUUCAUCGUGUAAAGAUGCAGAUCUUCGUGAAGACCCUCACAGGCAAGACCAUCACCCUUGAGGUGGAGCCCAGUGACACCAUUGAGAAUGUGAAGGCCAAGAUCCAGGACAAGGAGGGCAUCCCCCCAGACCAGCAGCGUUUGAUCUUCGCUGGCAAACAGCUGGAAGAUGGCCGCACCCUCUCCGACUACAACAUCCAGAAAGAGUCCACCCUCCACCUUGUGCUGCGUCUCAGGGGAGGCAUGCAGAUCUUCGUCAAGACCCUCACUGGUAAAACCAUCACACUAGAAGUGGAGCCCAGUGACACCAUUGAGAAUGUGAAGGCCAAGAUCCAGGACAAGGAGGGCAUCCCCCCAGACCAGCAGCGUCUGAUCUUCGCUGGCAAGCAGCUGGAGGAUGGCCGCACCCUCUCCGACUACAACAUCCAGAAAGAGUCCACCCUCCACCUUGUGCUGCGUCUCAGGGGAGGCAUGCAGAUCUUCGUCAAGACCCUCACUGGUAAAACCAUCACACUAGAAGUGGAGCCCAGUGACACCAUUGAGAAUGUGAAGGCCAAGAUCCAGGACAAGGAGGGCAUCCCCCCAGACCAGCAGCGUCUGAUCUUCGCUGGCAAGCAGCUGGAAGAUGGCCGCACCCUCUCCGACUACAACAUCCAGAAAGAGUCCACCCUCCACCUUGUGCUGCGUCUCAGGGGAGGCAUGCAGAUCUUCGUCAAGACCCUCACUGGUAAAACCAUCACACUAGAAGUGGAGCCCAGUGACACCAUUGAGAAUGUGAAGGCCAAGAUCCAGGACAAGGAGGGCAUCCCCCCAGACCAGCAGCGUCUGAUCUUCGCUGGCAAGCAGCUGGAAGAUGGCCGCACCCUCUCCGACUACAACAUCCAGAAAGAGUCCACCCUCCACCUUGUGCUGCGUCUCAGGGGAGGCAUGCAGAUCUUCGUCAAGACCCUCACUGGUAAAACCAUCACACUAGAAGUGGAGCCCAGUGACACCAUUGAGAAUGUGAAGGCCAAGAUCCAGGACAAGGAGGGCAUCCCCCCAGACCAGCAGCGUCUGAUCUUCGCUGGCAAGCAGCUGGAGGAUGGCCGCACCCUCUCCGACUACAACAUCCAGAAAGAGUCCACCCUCCACCUUGUGCUGCGUCUCAGGGGAGGACAGUAAAAGUUUCCCCUGCUUCUGUUCUGGCAAAUGUUCAGUUUUUUUUUUUCUUCAAAUGUUCAGGUUUUUUUUAUUGAAGUCAUUAAAGGCUAAGUGAAUACAAUUAAUUUCAGUGUUUAUAGAUUUCUGAAAUGUUCUGAUGCAAAACAAUGGAACUUAUGAAGUAUAGGAAGAUGGUACAUUAACUCACAUUUGCAGUGAAGGCAUGCUAUAAGAUGUACAAAAUACAGCCGCCUAUGAGUGGUCAGGAGCAUUUCACCCUUAGUACUUACCAAGGCCCUAUUUAUGGCGAUGUAUCGCAGGAUGGUUGAGUGAUUUGUCAAAUUAAUUCAUGUGCUCGCCAGAGGUAUUACGUCACUGGUUUUAAAGCUGGAGAGACUCAACCCAUCUGGUCUACGUGGGAUGAAUUUGACAAUGUAGCCACCCUACUCCUAGUCUCAUGCUCCAAAUCAACCUCUGCCACACUGAUGGCAAGGGGCAGUUUAUUUUCCUGUCAGAUCAACUCUACUAGGAUUUAGUUUAAUGGUGGGGAAGAAAUGGGUUGGAAGCUACUCUGAAAAUGUAGUAUACCAUGCUACCAAUUGAUUCCCACUGGAAUCAACUAAAUGUACUUUGUAAGAAUAUAAAUCUGAAGAGACAAAUUGCAAGAGAUCACUUUGGGGUUAUGCUACCUGAAUGUAAUUUAGACACCAGUUUCAAGUGAGACCCUUGGCUUAAGUUUCCACAACUUUUAGGAGUGCAUGGGUGCGUAUUUCAGAGUAGGCGUUCUAAUGGAAGAUUUUAUUACCUUUAACUAGACAAGUCGAGAACAAAAUCUUUCAAUAAUGGCCUAGAACGACAGAUUUGAACUUGUCAACUGUGAUUCGAUCUUGCAACCUUUUGGGUACUAGUCCAACGCUCUAACCACUAGGCUACCUGCCGAAAUAUCCACAUACAUGCUAGAACGUGCCAAUGGGCUCUCCCACUAGGAUUAAUUUGCUCCCAUUGGAAACAAUAAAAAUUGCAAUUGCUUUCUUCACCCACAUUUUAUUUUUGCAAAACUAAUGUAGUUCUAAUACUUUGCUACACCGCUGCAUAGCAAGAAAGUAAUUCACUACUGAAAACACUACCAAUAUUUGCAUUUAGUUCAAUGACCAAGCUACUGCAACAUUGUAAAAUUACAAGUUCAACGAUAUGUAGUUCAAUACUCCCUAACACCAAAUGUAAAAAUAAGGGUCACAGGCAGUUAGUACUGUUUUGUACCUGAAUUCCUGUGAAUGAGCCUUUACUGCCCCCUGUUGACUUAAAACAAACCAAAGCUGCAGUGUAUGAAAUGGAGCAUUAAAGUUAUUUUCUAUGCUUUGUAUGUGGUGAAUUUUCUAAAAUGUUUAUACAAAACUCCAAACUGGUAACACUAGUAAUGUAGCAAGUUGUAUAUUCAACGCUUUUUAUUGUGCAUUCAUUUUGUUUGGAGACAUUUUUCACCACACAACAAUUGAUCCAAAAUACAUAGGACCAGUCAAAAGUUGACACAUACUCAUUAAAGUUUUUUUUUUUCUUUAAAUAAAAAACAAUUUUCUACAUUGUAGAAUAAUAGUAAAGACAUCACAACUAUGAAAUAACACAUGGAAUCAUGUAGUAACCCCAAAAGUGUUGAGUAAAUCAAAAUAUAUUUCAUAUUUGAUAUUCUUCAAAGGAGCCACCCUUUGCCUUGAUGACAGCCUUGGGGGGGGGGGCUCAAUUGUCAUAUUUGAGUAACGGUAAAAAGUAAAUUAUAUACAUCAAAUACCUUAUAUUAAGCAAACCAGACGGCACGAUUGAUUUUUUUUUUUACACUGACAGCCAGAGGCACACUCAACAUUCAGAAACGAUUUACAAACAGUUGAACUUUUGUAUUUUACAGAUAUUCAUGUGUUAACUACUGUGCUAGAGUUGCUAAAGUUACUUGCUAGAAUUCGGCUUGACCUAGUUUUGUCGAAUGGUUUUGUUCACCAACUGUCGUCUUUCACCCUUCCCUUACAAAAUAUUUAGAUUUUGUACCCUACUUUAAAUAAAGGCUUGUUACUGUACGCCUCGUAUGGCUUAACAUUUACACGUUUGCUAUCCA
Oncorhynchus keta (chum salmon) is the source of this 3401-nucleotide messenger RNA. Its product is annotated as polyubiquitin-B. Gene Ontology annotation, molecular function: ubiquitin protein ligase binding; protein tag activity. Lineage: Eukaryota; Metazoa; Chordata; Actinopteri; Salmoniformes; Salmonidae. The record is from RefSeq and is a predicted model, not a curated record. Bases 173 to 1318 code for a protein of 381 amino acids. Gene Ontology annotation, cellular component: cytoplasm; nucleus. The transcript has 2 exons. Gene Ontology annotation, biological process: modification-dependent protein catabolic process; protein ubiquitination.